CCCCCUCAAUAUCCCCGCAGGCAACGCCCCGGACCUUCCUCCGCCCCUCCAAGCGAAGCGAAUAUCUGAAUAAGAUGGCUGCAACGAUCGCCUCUUCAUCCUUCGUCGGCGCCCGCGUGACCUCCAGGCCGAAGGUCGCGGUCCGCACCUCCACCCGCGGGGCCCUCACCGUCCUCGCGGGCAAGAUCGAGGAGUCCGCGCUCAUGGCCAAGUACCCCGACGGCGGUCCGGUGUUCGCGGUCUCCAUCGACUGCCACAUGGGCACCAACAGCACCGGGCUGGUGAUGAAGGAGGGCGACGAGGGUCGUCCCGUGGUGACCAUGGUCCGCCCGGGCGGCACCGCCAAGAACAAGGUCAAGGUUGGCGACGUCUGCCUCGCCACGUCCUUCACCGAGCUCGUCAACGAUCCCACCAACACGACCAUGAAGUGGGGUACACCGCAGACGGGCUGGUUCGACACCGAGGGUGAGUCCUACGCCGCGGCCAUCUGCGCCAUGGAGACCAACUCCACCUCCCUGGACAUGAUCAUGUUCAGGCCAGAGUAAGAUUAUUUGAGAGGAGAUCGCCGCACGCGAAACCCGGUGCGGUACGCCAUAAGUUGUAGCAAGAAGGCGCCUUGACGUUCUCCGAUCUAGCAGCUAGCCCCGACGAGGAUGAAAGUCACUUUCAAAAUAUAAAGGACAAGGACGAUUCUUA
Micromonas commoda is the source of this 696-nucleotide messenger RNA. RefSeq lists its product as hypothetical. The transcript has a single exon. The coding region runs from base 75 to 545 and encodes 156 amino acids. The record is from RefSeq and is a predicted model, not a curated record. NCBI's taxonomy places the organism in Eukaryota, Viridiplantae, Chlorophyta, Mamiellophyceae, Mamiellales, Mamiellaceae.